Molecule: messenger RNA, 6542 nt
Organism: Etheostoma cragini (Arkansas darter)
Lineage: Eukaryota; Metazoa; Chordata; Actinopteri; Perciformes; Percidae
Gene: cntn3b
Product: contactin 3b
Exons: 22
Coding region: 1-3081 (1026 amino acids)
Molecular function (GO): protein binding
Source: RefSeq, a predicted model, not a curated record
AUGAUGUUACCAUGGAAACAAAUUGUUCUGCUAUCAAUCACUGGAUGCCUUGCAGCCUGUACAGAGGAUGUCAUAUUUCAAGGGCCAAGAUGGAAGACAGAGCCAAGUGACCUCAUUUUACCGAUCAACUCCCCAGACCAGCAGGCUACCAUCACGUGCGAGGCAGAAGGGAGCCCUCCUCCACAGUACAGAUGGUCACUAAACGGAACACUCAUUGAUCUGGGGAAUGACUACCGGCGUCACAUGUCUGGGGGCAGCCUGAUCAUUAGCAACCUGGACAAGGACCAAGACACCGGGGUGUACCAGUGCACAGCCUUCAAUACGUGGGGGUCCAUCCUCAGCCGCAGAGCCAGCCUCCAAUUUGCAUAUCUUGAAAACUUCAAAACUCAAACGGUGAGGAGUGCUGUCAACGUCCGUGAGGGCCAAGGUGUGGUUCUGUUAUGUGGACCACCUUCACAUUCUGGAGAGCUGACAUUUGCAUGGAUCUUCAAUGAAUACCCGCACUUUGUCCAACAAGACAGUCGUCGUUUCAUCUCUCAGGAGACCGGGAGUCUGUACAUCGCUAAAGUGGAGCCCUCAGAUGUUGGCAAUUACACCUGUGUGGUAAACAACACUGUCACAAGGGAGAAGGUACUCAGCUCCCCCACACCACUGGUCCUCAGAAGUGACGGAGUAAUGGGUGAAUAUGAACCCAAAAUCGAAGUUCAUUUCACAGAUUCAGUUCCAGCUGCAAAGGAAUCGGUGGUGAAACUGGAAUGCUUUGCCCUGGGAAACCCCGUUCCAGAAAUAAGCUGGAGGAGAACCAGCGGCAUCCCGUUCCCCAGCAAAGUGAAAAUGAAGAAUUCAAACGCUGUCCUUGAAAUCCCUAACUUCCAGCAAGAAGACGCGGGGACGUACGAAUGUAUUGCAGAGAAUCGGCGAGGCAAAAAUGCUGCACGGGGUCGUAUUUCAUUCCAUGCCAAGCCCCACUGGCUCCAGACUAUGACGGACACUGCUUUGUCCAUCGAGGAAAACCUCUUCUGGGAGUGUAAGGCCAAUGGAAAGCCUAAACCAUCCUACAGCUGGCUGAAGAAUGGGGAGCAACUGAUGGCUGAGGGCCGGGUACAAAUCGAAAACGGGGCCCUCUCUAUAGCUGCGACAAACCUGUCAGAGUCCGGGAUGUAUCAGUGUGUGGCUGAAAACAAACAUGGAAUUAUUUAUUCCGGUGCCCAGCUAAUGGUGUUAGCUUCACCUCCAAGUUUCUCCAAACGUCCAUUAAGGGCCUUGCUAAAAGCUCGCUCAGGCAGCGAAGUCACUCUUGAAUGCAAGCCUCAGGCCUCGCCCCCAGCAAUUAGCCUGUGGAAGAAAGGGAAUGAGAUCCUGCAGAGAACCGAAAGGAUUAAUUUGCUUCCAAAUGGGACUUUAAAGAUCGCCAAUGUAACCAGGCGGGAUGCAGCCAGCUACACGUGCGUUGCUAAGAAUCAGUUUGGGACAGCAAGCACAACUGGGAGGCUGCUCGUCACUGAGCCCACCAGGAUCACCAUGAGGCCUACUAACAUGGAGAUUAUUGUUGGCGAGAGCAUUGUGUUACCCUGCCAGAUUGCCUGCGAUCCAGCUCUGGAUGUUUCUUUCUCAUGGGCAUUCAACGGCCAGCUCAUCGACUUCCAGCGAGACAGCGAUCAUUUUGAAAGAGUGGGCGGGAGUAUAUCAGGGGAUCUGAUGAUUCGUAACAUCCAGCUAAACCAUGGAGGGAAAUAUGUCUGCGUUAUUGACACCGAUGUGGAGAGCCUAUCCACCUCUGCCAUCUUGGUUGUCAAAGGUCCACCAGGUCCUCCGGAUAAGGUAGCAGUGGAAGAAAUCACAGACAGCACGGCCCAGCUAUCCUGGACUCCGGGAAGGGACAAUGGCAGCCCCAUCACUGGCUACAUAAUCCAGGGCCGAACGCCCUUUACUGUGGGCUGGCAGGCUGUUGACACAGUGCCAGAGGUUGUCAACGGUAACAUGCUGACAGCCACAGUUGUUGCUCUGAACGCAUGGGUGGAGUAUGAGUUUAGGGUGGUGGCCCGCAAUACCGUUGGCCUAGGAGAGCCCAGUCCGGCCUCUGCCAAGACCAGGACAGAGGAUGCCAUUCCUGAUACAGCUCCCACUGAUGUUGGAGGUGGAGGCGGCACAAAGUCUGAAUUAGUGAUAACAUGGGAGCCUGUUCCUGAGGAACUACAGAACGGAGAGGGCUUUGGCUACAUCAUCGCCUUCAGGCCUGUGGGCACAGUCACGUGGACGCGAGCGGUUAUCUCCACGCCGGGCGUGGCACGUUACGUCUUCCGCAAUGACACCAUCCCACCCUUCUCGCCUUUUGACGUGAAAGUGGGAGCAUACAACAACCGAGGGGAGGGGCCCUUCAGCUCUAUUGCCACUGUGUAUUCAGCAGAAGAAGUCCCUGGUGUGGCUCCAAAGAGGGUUAGGACUAGAAGUGUGUCUGCAGUGCAAAUUGAAGUGAUCUGGGAAGCUCUCCCUGCCAUGCCUGAAAGAGUGCUUGGAUAUGAGGUCAUGUACUGGGAAGACGACACCAAGCCUGACACUGUUGGCAAAGUGCGCAUAUCUGGAAACUACACACUGGUUAACAUCACAGGGCUGAAUGCGAACACAGUGUACUACCUCUGUGUGGCCGCAUUCAAUACAGCUGGCCCCGGGCCACAGUCGGCGCCCAUCAACACCACCACAAAGAAACCACCUCCAGAUCGGGCUCCACUCAACAUACAAUGGACCAUGAUUGGCUCCAUACUCACGAUGCACUGGGAUCCUAUAGUAGCUUUGGAUACAGAGUCAAAGGUCACUGGAUAUGUGGUGCUGCUGAGGAGACAUCGCUACAAUGACAUCAACACUAUCUUGACCAACAAAACCACGGUGGAGCUCAGCCUCUCCGCCAAUGACAACUAUCUCAUUCAGAUCAAGGCCAUGAGUGAAGGCGGCGAAGGUGUUGCCAGUGAACCCAUCCACAUCCAUAAAUUAAGUAUGGGAGCACGGGGCUCAGGAGCAAUCCGCCUCAGCCCAUUGUACCUCUCCGCAGUCCUCAUCAACGCCAUGAUUUGCUCCGCUUGGUGAUGUCUAAUUGGAGCCUGCAAAGCGCCCUCCCUCCCCCUCUAUCCCUCCACUCAGCCUGUCCAAUGGACUGGCACAAGGCCCGGCUUCAGUGGCAAGACUGGGAAGGACUGGAAAGGACUGGACUCCGCCGAACUCUUAAAGGGACCAUGGCACUUUUUCUAAGGGCCAUCAAAUAGAGACGUGAUUAUUUGCGUGCAUGAUAUCUUUCAGAAUUUCUUCCAGUGUCAUAAGUGCCACCGUGCUCUAGGUUUUAUUUUAGAAGGUGUGAUGUCUACAUGACUUAUCUUCUUAGUAUCCCAGGAGAUACUAAUGCCUUAAAACCGAUUUUACUCAUACAGUCCAUACCAAAGUAGGAGACAGACUGCUUACAGGUUUCUUUAACCCUACAUUUAACCCCCUUGUUUUGCAAAAACAAGUACUCAUAAGAAUUAUUUUUCUCAAGAUUAACUUCCCAACACUUUAUUGACCUAUAGUCACUGGUUGCAUCCAUAUUUUACUGUCUCAAAAUUAAAUCAUAAUCUAAAUCAGUUCCAUUGACAUUUACAUCAACUAAUAUCCUCAUCACAUUUCUUUGCUGCUUUGCCAAAAGAAACAUCUAUUGCAGGCUAAACAGUUUACCAGGCUUUGUCACAUAUAUGAAAGAUACAUAGCAAAUUGAUCAACUGUGCCUCAAACCUCAGACUUAUCUCUGCAUACUGAAAAAAUAUUAGGUCUGCUCGAGAGACAGUCUCCUGAGCUUAAGGCCCUCUCUACAAACCCUAACAGAUCUUGGCAUUUUGCCAUCUCUUGCUCCUCUAAAUAAUAAAUGCGUAUCACAUUCUGCAUUCUCAGUCUAGGUAAAAAGCCGGAAUUGCAGAAGAGAGAGACGAGUGGUGUCACUAUGUCAAGCUGAUCCCAUGUGCACUGUUCCUCCUACAUUUAGACGACCUGUGUUCAAGAUUUUUAUAUCAUGUCGUGGGACAUGGAUCAUCUACUCUCCAUAUGACCAACUGGCCCAGUGCACAAUGGACUACAGGAUACCAGUGCCUUCACUAGAGCUCACUCCAAUUUCUUUCUUUUCAAAUAGCUUAGGGGAAAGAUUCAUGUUGCAGAAGAGCCAUUGUUUGCUUUCCUUUCUGAAAAAAUAUGUUAGGAUGAGAGGAAACUCAGAAUGUUGAGGGAGCCCAUUAUUGGGAUGGGUAUGUUAAUUAAAUUUUCAUUGAGAAAAGUACACCAGGGUCAACUAAAACAAAAAGCGUUAGAAGCUUUAGGAAAGCCGCAAUGGAUUGAGAUGGAUUGCCGAAAUUUUGAACCCAGUAUUUAUGGACUCUGGUAUAAUAAAUGUUUGACUACAUCCGACGCAUAAUUUAUAUGCUAUUAAGGCAUGAGAGUAAUUGAUGCCAAUACUGCGGUGAAAGUGCUCUGACUGGAAAUGGAGCGAAAGGCAUGGCUGUCAUUUUACCCCCACCCCAUUACGGUCUAUCGGACACCUACCGGACUGAAUAGUAACAAAAGAACAUUGCUACUCUGCUGAGGGAGCUACUUUUCAAGCCCUUUUAUCAUGUGGAUGAGUCUGUCAAAAGCCACCCAAGAAUGAGCCCAGGUGCGAUUACUGGGGUCCUGACAAUGGUCGUGUGGAUGUGGAAGGAUACAGUGAACUGAACUGCUACACAUUACUGUGCCUUUGCCGAACAUCGGGGCUGUGUAUGGUCAUUAGCUCAGAGGUUGUCGUUGUCUGUAUUUUGCACUCUCUUCCCCCUAUCUUCCCCAAAGUCGAAUGAAAGCACAAGGAAUUGAUGCAAGGUGACUGGAUGUCCUCACUUAGGCGUCUGAACAGGUGUGCAGACCCCAGAGGCCUCAUAAAAAGUCCAAACGGCCGACAUAAUCAGGCUGUCCUAUCUGCUCCUUGAAUGGUUUCAUAAAGCUCUGUGCUAUUUGAAUAGGCUGCUGCAGACCAGUCAAUGAGAUAUUGAUUUUUCUGCCCCAUUAUUACAGCUGUCACCAUUCAAAUGCUUGAUUGACUGAUGGCCGUGUUCUUAUUGCACUUGUUCUGUUGUGAUACAGUCAUUGAUGUCUGACUUUAUCAGAACAAUUCAUAGGCAUUAUCUUUUUCUGUUGUGUUUUGGUUAGCAUUGUCUAGAAAUUUCACUGUAUUUGCUCAACUGUUCACAGCUUUUACAAGUAUUUUGUAGUGUAGUGGUAGAUUGUGAUUUUGAAUUGAAGCAGUGUCCUGAAAUUGAUUGGCUGGUUUAUUAUUUUUAGUCGAAGUACUACUGUAUCUUUCUUCUCAGCAGCAUAAACGCCCAGUCACACCAGCAUUUAAAACAGUUAAAUUUCAUAGCAAAAGCAGUUCAUUUCAAUGUAAUUUCUGCAAUCAGCAGACGCCCUUAUGAAGAGAAGUAAAUCUGUAUAAAUGUAUACUUUGGGUGGACUUUCUUGUGCCAUUAACCAUUAGCAAAACGUCGUCACAAACCGAAUAAUCCAAAAUGGAGGAAGCUAACAUAGCUUAUUUGCUGUGUUCACAAAAAAAGCAACCUUUAUAACAAGUUAUGAGAAAGGUUUUGGUAGUACAAAUAUGUCUAUGGAAUAAACUCUGUGAACUUAAUGGCCUAAUAUUUACCAAGCUAAUGGUCUUUCUAACUAAAAGUGAGCAAGCUAGCUAGCUUGGAGAGCUUUAUUUUUUAGUGAUAAAGAAGAAAAACACUGACUAGCACUCACAUGAUCCCGGCUGUUCAGCGCAUUUAGCUGUUGGCUCAACAGUUCCAAUAGUUCACAAACUAGCCCUGCAAAUAUCCACUACAGUUUGUCCCCAAUCCUCCUGCAGCGUCUGUUUCCCAGACACAUGCAGAUGACUAUUGCUGCACUUUCUUUUGUGAGAGGGCCUCAAAGCAGCUUGUGUGUGCAAAUACUUGAUCCAAGUGGUAUUAAUAGUUCUGUUCAUAUCCAAACAAGGUAACGCUAUUGCAAGAGGUCAGACUUAUAGGGUAUUAAUUUACAGUUUUUCAAUGUGAGGUAGUUUCUCAGUUUUCUUUAUUUUUACAUACAGUAGUUGUAACUCAGCCUAAUGUUCCUUACAUCUGCUCAUGCUCAUUUAGGAAUACAAAACUAUUGUUGCUGGCCUUGUGCUUUAAUAAAUACUACAAAGUACAAUCUAAAGGAAAUGAUCAGAGCCAUCCGCUAGAAUUGUUCAAUUGUAUUGAUCACAGAACCACAACAUAUCUAUUUGUAUCCACAAAGUCUGUUUGGUUAGAUUGGUUUCUGUGGUUGUUGUUGCUAGAAGGAGUGUAUCGCAUGUAAAUAGCUUGCAUACAUUUUUUAAACAAGGCCAUCAAAGACAACCUCACUGCUUUUAUAUAGUGUGUUCUCCGACCUUAAUACUGGUGUAUUAAUCAAUGAUCUCUGUGAGAUACUGACAUGUAGAGUGGCAUUUUCAUAUUGAAAAGUAACUGUUUUGUCUUGUAUACUAAAAUUGUGCAUGUUAA